Messenger RNA from Eucalyptus grandis, 2792 nucleotides. RefSeq lists its product as hypothetical. The coding region runs from base 937 to 2493 and encodes 518 amino acids. Lineage: Eukaryota; Viridiplantae; Streptophyta; Magnoliopsida; Myrtales; Myrtaceae. The transcript is spliced from 11 exons. The record is from RefSeq and is a predicted model, not a curated record.
UGUGCCGCGUUACAAUGCUCUACGCACCUGUGAAUGGUCCCGAAUUCACAAAUGUGUACGAGGAAAAUGAGCAAAGGCCGGAAAAGUCUCCUCCCUCAUGCCCCGAGAAAACCUCUCGAAGGAAAAGUCAAGUCGGGCGUUUUCCUUCCCCGCCGACCAGGCAAAGAAAAGGCGAGUUCGGUUCACAGCCAAUGAUCGUGCUCCCCUGUUGAACGCUUGGCGGCCCUCAGUUCCAUUCUUCGAGUUUACACUGCGAGAGAACUGGCGCGUUGAUGUAAUAAUGGUGAUAUAAUAAUAGCAAAAAGUACAUGCAUGGAUGGUGUAGCAGAUCGUAUAAAGAGGGGCGAGAGAGAGAGAGGCAGAGGCAAAAGGCCAGGGUGGUUUUCUCCUUUCUUCCUCAGGCGUCAGGCGGGACGUGAGUGCACGUGGGCGAAGAGGGACGCGGAUUUUCUGCUAGGAUCACCCAACCCCCUUCCCCAAAAGCCUUGGAUGAGAGAGAGGGACACUGUAAAUUAGGAUCACAUCACCCCUUCUCUCUCUCUCUUCUCUCCCUCCCUUUCUCUCUCUGAAAUUUUGUAGUUUCAGAGAGGGAAAAAUAUCUGGGGUGUAAUUUCUCUCUUGUCCUGCAUGUCAGAACUCUCCUCAGGGUGUACCUUGAGUUUCACUGUGCGUGUUCUUAUCUUGUAUGGUUUCGUUCGAAGGAGUUGAGUAUGCUUGUGCAAUGAGUGACACUCAAUGGGAUGCCUCCUUCCAAAACUGAGUUAGGAAGCUUUGCUUUCAUGAGAGGACGAAGACAAUACUCUGCGUAUGUGCCUUUCGUGAAGGGAAGGUUCCUUUUCUCAGUUCAGGGAUAUGCCCACUUUAUGAGGUAGAUAGUAGAAAAUACGAGCCCACCCGAUGCACGGUACUGCAAGUUUAUAGAACGCAGGAAUCAUAAUGGGUGGCUGUGUUUCAACCACAAAUAAGCAAGUUAGGACACGUAGUAGAUACUUUAGAAGACCUGGGAAAUGGAACCGAAAGAUAUGCAGUUCUGUUGUCGAUGCGCCUAUAAGGAUGAGUGAUGCUGGAAAUAGUGUGGGAGAUAUUUCCAUGAGUGAGUUAGUUCAUCUGGAUUUCGACAAAGGUGCUGCAACUGCUUGCAAGAGAUCAGACGUCUCCAACAUGACAUUGCACUUAACUCAAUUGCAAUGGAACCAUAGUCAAAUUGAUGAAAACGGAAUAUACCAGGAAGAAGCUUGGUUUGACUCGGUCAGUAUCCUAGAGUCCGAUUCAGAUGAUGAUUUCAUUAGUUUACAAGGAGAUGGUUUUCCUUCUGUAGGUAAUGCCGCCGGGGCUAUACAUAGUGGUCAAGUUCUUCCGAAUGAGAGUGAAUUACACUGUAUAGAUGCAGGGCGUAAAUGCGAGGGCUUUUGUGACAGUAAUGUAAAAAUAGAUGGAGGUGUACAUGAGCCCAGAGAAAAAUUGCAGGAAAACAACAGGAAAACUUGCAUAGCUAAGUUGCAACCUUCAGGGAACUCUGAUUGGAAGAACCAAAUGCCCAUGAGUCCUGUGUCUUUGCAACGAAAGAAGUCCAGAGUUAUCUUGCUGUCUCUCAAGAGGAAAUCCUCUGAUGGGGAAGAAACCUUUAACGAAUAUUGCACAUCGGAGAGGUUCAUAUAUAGGCCUAGAGCAGGACUUCUAUUACCAUGUUCAAAAGCAGAGAAGCCAAGUGCAGGAAGUUGGUCUGUAGUCUUGCCUUCGGUCUUUAAACUCCGUGGAGAAAAUUAUUUCAGGGACAAAAGGAAAUUUCCAGCUCCAGAUUGUAGCCCUUAUGUGCCCAUUGGGGCUGAUUUAUAUGUUUGCCAGCGAAAGAUACAUCAUAUUGCUCAACACCUCGAUCUUCCCUCUGUCAAAGGGCAUGACAAAGUGCCCUCUCUUCUAAUAGUUAAUAUACAGCUUCCAACCUACCCCACAACCAUGUUUGGUGAUAGUGAUGGGGAAGGAAUGAGUCUUGUGUUAUAUUUCAAAGUAUCCGAUAAUAUCGAUACAGAAAUUUCUCCUCAGUUUCAAUAUAGCAUCAAGAGAUUGGUCGCAGACGAAAUGGAAAAAGUUAAAGGGUUUGCAAAGGAGAGCAUAGUUCCUUUUAGAGAGAGGCUGAAAAUCAUGGUUGGGGCGGUCAACCCAGAGGACCUUCAACUUAGUUCAGCAGAAAGGAAGCUUUUGCACGCUUAUAAUGAAAAGCCUGUUCUCUCGCGUCCACAACACAAUUUCUUCAAGGGACCCAAUUAUUUUGAGAUUGACCUUGAUAUACAUCGGUUUAGCUACAUAUCUAGGAAAGGAUUAGAAGCUUUUAGAGAUCGUUUAAAGAACGGCAUUCUUGAUCUGGGUCUAACGAUACAGGCACAGAAACAAGAGGAACUUCCUGAGCAAGUUUUGUGCUGCGUGCGUUUGAAUAAGAUCGAUUUUGUUAAUCAUGGCCAAAUACCAACAAUAGUGACCCGUGAUGAAGGUUGAUAUCUUAGAUGACAGAGAGCACACGCUACAUCGGCACAGAGGGGGACUGAGAGCGGUUCUGUCAACUGGUCUAUAAUUUCAGAAAAACGUGCUUAUUCUUUCGUGAGGAGAGAAGAGGAAGGAUGAGAAUAGCAGGGAAUGUAAUGUUUCAACGCAAGCGUUUCAUAUCCUGCCAACAAUCGUGCCGGGAUGUGUUCUUGAAUAAAAUUUAAUUGAUUCUUUUUGUAUUUUCAAGGGAUCCUAAUUAGUGCUUUGUUUUCAACUUUACCAGCUAAGAAAUCUGUGAUUUUUCUGGACCA